AGCACUACAGAAAAAAGGUGGGGAGUACUCAUGGCUGCUGCUUCUGUUCCUCUUGAGAAACAGAGGGAGGCCGUGCAGGGAAUUCUUAUAGAUUUUUGUUUUCGAAUUAUUUUAGAUUUUUGUUUUCACAUACACCCUCAGUGACGCAAGUGGAGAUGAACUCUAAGCGGCCGAAGAUUUGCAGAAGUCGCCACUCAAGCUUGAUUCCUCUGAAUAGAGUCGCGGUUUUCUGGAAUUGCCUUUACUCGGUCUAUGAAUACAUCCAUGGAGCCAAUCGUCCUGAUGCCCUCAGAAGUCGUCGAAAGCCUAAUUUCACGAUUCUCUCCAACUGGAUGCUCAGAGUUCAGAUUGUUCCCAAUAUCGCUUCCGGUCUUGAUUUCAUUCACAAUUCUCCCGGUCUAGGCUUCGAUUUCGUCCACAACCAGAUCCAGCAUCAUCGUCACGGAUCCUCCACUUUACGAGCCAAAAUCUGCCAUUUUGGCACGACGGAGCUGUGCGGCGAGAUCGCGAAGAGGAACUCGGAAUCGGGCAUGGAUGUGGAAUCGAACUGUAAGGAGAUGAAGUUUGAAGGUACCAGAGGAUACAUGGCGCCGGAGUUUCAAUCCACCGGGGCCAUGUCAUAGAAAUCCAACGUGUACGCGUUCGGUGUGGUGGUGCUGGAGGUGGCAUCGGGGACGGAGGCCUUAAAGUACGUUGUGGACAAUGAGAUGGGCGGCUACGCGAAAAUCUCUGUCAUCGAGACGAAGAGGGAGGCGUUUGUUUGACGGUGGACGAACCAGACAGUGGGUUUUUCCUUCAACAAUUUUUUUUUUUCCAUCAAUAUUGGAUAAGAAUGGGGAGAAUAAUUACAAUGUGUAGAAGCAUGGCUUGGGGUAACAU
Cuscuta campestris is the source of this 879-nucleotide messenger RNA. NCBI's taxonomy places the organism in Eukaryota, Viridiplantae, Streptophyta, Magnoliopsida, Solanales, Convolvulaceae. The record is from the annotation of a GenBank genome assembly.